Molecule: messenger RNA, 1379 nt
Organism: Gekko japonicus
Lineage: Eukaryota; Metazoa; Chordata; Lepidosauria; Squamata; Gekkonidae
Gene: FHL5
Product: four and a half LIM domains 5
Exons: 6
Coding region: 327-1169 (280 amino acids)
Biological process (GO): positive regulation of transcription by RNA polymerase II
Cellular component (GO): Z disc; nucleus
Molecular function (GO): transcription coactivator activity
Source: RefSeq, a predicted model, not a curated record
UGCAAGUCGUGGUUUAUUUGGAAUGUCUCCUCCCUUCUGAAACAAAAAUCUCUCCAAGUACCUCCUCCCACAUAUUUUAAGUACAAUUUGAAAGCAGUAUUUGACAAAAUAACAAGGGAGCCAGCUGUUUAAGAUAUAAAGGAAGCAAUGUGACCUUCCGAGUAGCCUUACACAAAGCCAAAACCUCAUGAGACCUAACGGAUCCAGCUGAACUCUUUAUAUUGGAUGUCAUCUUGUGAAACCAUCCAAAGAAUCUUCAGGUUUGUCUGGAUGCACAAGACACAAGAAGCAACUGGCAGCAAAAUAAAUACUGAGAAGAGCUUCAAAUGGCCAGUGUUCAUUCUAAUUGUCAUCACUGUAUGGGCUCCCUUUGUGGAAGACAGUAUGCCAUGAAAGAAGAGAACGCCUACUGUGUUAGGUGCUACGAUAGCUUAUUUGCUAACAUCUGUGAGGAAUGUAAGAAGCCCAUUGAAUGUCAUUCCAAGGAUCUUGCUUAUAAAGGCUGCCACUGGCAUGAAGCGUGCUUCAAAUGUGCCAAAUGCAAUCACUCUUUGGUGGAAAAGCCUUUUGCUGCCAAAGAUGAUCGCCUGCUGUGUACAGCGUGUUAUUCUAAUGAGUAUUCAUCAAAGUGCUUCCACUGCAAGAGGACCAUAAUGCCUGGUUCUCGUAAAAUGGAGUUUAAAUGGAAUUGCUGGCAUGAAGCUUGUUUUGUUUGCCAACAUUGUCGGCAACCACUAGGAACAAAGCCUUUGAUUACCAAAGACAAUGACAAUUAUUGUGUACCUUGCUUUGAGAAGCAAUUUGCUCAGUGCUGUUACUCUUGCAAGAAGGUGAUAACUACUGGUGGUGUGACAUACCGUGACCAGCCAUGGCACAAAGAAUGCUUUGUAUGUACAGGAUGCCAGCAGCAGCUUGCAGGUCAACGGUUCAUUUCAAAAGAUGAGCAUCCUUACUGUCUUGAAUGUUUCAGCCGAUGUUAUGAAAAAAAGUGUGCAGCCUGCUCCAAGUCCAUUACAGCUCUUGGUGGAGCCAAAUUUGUCUCCUUUGAGGAUCGCCAGUGGCACAGUGACUGCUUUAACUGUGGGAAAUGUUCCAGUUCUUUGGUGGGAAAGGGGUUUCUUACUCAGCAGGACCAGAUCCUCUGCUGCAAGUGCAUCAGCUCCGUAUAGCUAAAUAAACUCAAAAGCAAAUCUGUUACUUGCUAUGAAUUUUCACUAUUCAAUUUAAUCAUUCAGUAAACGGAAAUCUUUCUAGAAAUUAUAAUGGCUGUUUAAUCAGGCAAGCCACUUUUUGAUGCUGCUUCUGUCACUGUUGUAUACACCCCUUGUGCCUUGUGUAGUCUUCCUAGGAAACUAGUGCUAAAGCAAUUAUAAAUUAUU